GAAAACGUGUUGCUGGGUGCGCGGGUGCACGGGUGUGCGGCCGCAGAGGCCUGGGGCCCGAGCCCGUCUUGGCCAGGCGGGGCUCUUAUUGGGGGCUUGUUUUGUUUGUUUUGGGUAGGGUUUGGGUUUGUUUUGGGUAGGGUUUGGGUAUGUUUUGGGUAUGUUUUGGGCGGGUUUCGGUUUUGGUUCUUUUUGUCUUUUUGCUUCUUUUUUGUUUGCUUGGGUGCUGCUGUGCUCGUGCUCGUGUUCUUGGUGAAUUGGAGAGACGGGCUCCCGGCGCCGCAAUUGAUUGCGACGCUGCUCAGACGACCCUUGGGAAAAAAUACACAAACAGACGGCAAAACGCUCAUUCGGGACUUCGGAAUGCAGCAAGCAGUGACGUCCGUUUUGGUGAAAACAAGCAGGAAGAACAAGGUACGCCCAGCGUGUGGCCCCUCGAACCCAGGGAAAUUGGGCCUGCGCAAAUUGGUGCCGCCGCCCCGCCGCGCGCUACAAAUGCUGCCCAAUGCAGAGGCCAGUGUUGAUGUUUAUUGAUCCUGGCGUGUGAGCAGUAGAAAUAUUCACUGAGGUGCAGUCUCUAUUUCCGUGAGUAUAUA
Messenger RNA from Metschnikowia bicuspidata var. bicuspidata NRRL YB-4993, 596 nucleotides. RefSeq lists its product as uncharacterized. The record is from RefSeq and is a predicted model, not a curated record. The transcript has a single exon. NCBI's taxonomy places the organism in Eukaryota, Fungi, Ascomycota, Pichiomycetes, Serinales, Metschnikowiaceae. The coding region runs from base 150 to 524 and encodes 124 amino acids.